Astrephomene gubernaculifera is the source of this 4115-nucleotide messenger RNA. The record is from the annotation of a GenBank genome assembly. Lineage: Eukaryota; Viridiplantae; Chlorophyta; Chlorophyceae; Chlamydomonadales; Astrephomenaceae.
AUAGAAAUUCACUGCUAUGAAUUGCACAUAGAUUUGUCUCUCCGCUGUUUCCUUAACCGCUGACCGAAAAGAAUGGCACCGAAGAAGCACGAGCCUCCACCACCUCCACCUGAAGAUACCAAUCCUUACGGGAUAUUUGUUACCAUUGCGGUACCUUCAGCUACGCUAGUUCUGGAUGUUCCAGCUGACGACCCAGCGGCGCAGCGGAAAACCCACCUUACGCUCAACAUCCCCGGUUGCCACACCCCUUGGGCGUCUCCACAAAUUACCCCGUCGGAGACCGGUGUCUACCAGUUCGAUGUCGUCAAACACUUUCGUCGUUCGGGCGGCAACGAUGUGCUGCUUCAGCUGAUCAACGGCACCGUCAUGGUCGCCAUCGUUGACAGCGCCACCAAUGCCGUCCUGGCCACCGCUACCAUUGACCAGCUGUGGGGCUUUGCCAUCGGCCAGAACAGCUGGAGCGCUGAGGGACUGGACCUCACGCCAGCCGCAGAGCUGCCCGCUGGCGUACCCAAGGUUCGCUCCGCGCGGCUCUCCUCCUUCUCCCUGGCACUUCAGGAGCGCCAGCUGCCGCCCGGGGUCGACCCCGCCGCAGCUGCUGCCGCUCCUGCCCCCGCUACUACCGCCGCCGGUCAGCAGCAGCCGCCAGCAGCCGCAGCUGAGGGCACGGAGCUGCCCCCCCUGCUGCCGUACAGCUUUGUGAGCCCGGAAUUCGCGGAGCGGGGUAACAUGGUGGAGCUGGUGGUGUCAGACCUCUCCCCGCUGCCGCCCACACUGCCCACCACCGCCGAAACCGCGGGCGGCAAGCUCUCCGUUACCGCGGCGCUGCAGCUGCCCGGUGGUGCCCCCGUGCUUGCCGUACAGCUACCCAUAGCGGCUGGCGGCGGCAGCAGCAGUGGCGGCGCCCUGGCUACCCCCGCUGUACGGCGGGAGUUGCUAAGUGAGGAGAUGUGUACGGCGCUGCGGUACCAGCUGGAGGAUGGGCUGCCGCUGGUGGUGGAGGUGGCCAGGUACGUCACCGCGGAGGGCUUCAACGACCCCGCCUGGGAGGCCUACCACGCCUCUGCAGUGGCUCCGGGGCUGGUUUCGGCACUGGUGGUGGCCGGAGCGACCCAUGGGUCCGUGGAGGGGCUGGAGCUGGCGACCUUUGCAGCCGCCGGCGAGCAGAAGAGCUGCCUUCCGCCGUACACUCCACCUGCGGGCAAAUCCAAGCCGGUGGAGGAGCCGCACCCCGCCGGCAGCUGCGCCUGGGAGAAGGCGGGCAGCCGCAUCACGCUCACGUUGCGGCUGGCGCGACCCGUGGUUCCGCCCUGGCAGCCGCCGCCGCCUCCGCCCCGCUCGCUGCUUGAGAUGAUUCCGCCUCGGGACCUGACGCCCAAGCAGCCGCCCACCACCGCUGCGGAUGAGUUCAAGAACAAGGUUCGACUCAUCGCUCGCGCCCUGGCUGAGGAGUAUAAGUCCGUCCUGCCCGACCUCACCUCCUCCUCCUCCGCUGCUGCUGCUGCUGCCGGUGGCCCCUCCACCACCAGCAUCGGCAGUGCUGCUGAGGCCGGUGCAUCAGCAGCAAACGGCUCCGAAACCGCCGCAGCUCAGCGUCACAAGGCCCUGGUGUUCGAACUGAACCGCAGCGGCAAGUACGCCCAAAUGCGCGACUCGCUGAAAGCCUCCGUGGUGGCACUUGUACGGGAAAAGUACCGCAAGAGUGGAUCCAUGUCGCCCAACGAAAUGGCGCUGCUGUACAACGACCUGUACGGCACGCUGCUGGCGGCGACCCAUGGGGCGCUGAAUGAGAUGGUGGAGGCGGCGGCGGUGCGGCCGCGUGCGCCACCGCCGCAGCGCGUGCCUGACAAGCAGCAGCUGGGGGAGCUGCUGGACCUGGCGGCGCAGGCCGAGGCGGUGGGCGACGCCGCCCGCGCCGAGUCGCUGCACCAGCGCCGCCUGUUGGCACAAACCGACUCGCAGGUCUGGUACGAGUACGGCACCUUUUGUCUACGUCGGGGCAGCCGAGGUCGUGCAGAGCAGUGCUUCCGCGAGUCCCUCUCCCUGGAGCCAACCCACCGGGGGGCGCUGCUAGCCCUGCUGGGCUGCUCGCUAGCAGAAGGCAGGGCGACAGCGGGAGCGGGAGUGACCCAUGGGUCAUCGGGGGCAGUUGCGACCCACGGGUCACAUGGGGCGCAUGGCGGUGCGCAUGGUGGACUGGGAGGUGCGGGAGGAAGCGGAAGUGUCGGGGCUUUGCUAGCAGCAGGUGGGGAUCCCGCGUAUAUGGAGGCGGCGGAGGCGGCGGCGCAGAGGUUGCUGGAGGUCAGCUCGGGUGGGGCUGGUGCUGCGGAGGGAGGAGCGGCAGCGGGAGCAGGAGGAGCGGGCGGGGUUGCGGUGAUGGAGGCGUGGGCGGCGCUGGCGCUGGUGUACAAGGCAUUCGGCGACUCCAAGCGAGCCGAGCUGGCCUCGUGUGAGCAGGAGAUGGCUCGGCUGGAACGAGAGGAGCUCGCAGCAGCAGCUGCUGCUGCAGCCGCCGCCGCCGCUGCCGCACAAUCCGCCGCCGCAGCAGACGACCUCUACGCCGCAUCCGCUGCCGGCAUCACCGCCGACGGCAUGGCUGCUGGCGACGCUGACGGCGCCGUAGGAGCGGAAUCCGGUUUGGCAGCUGAACCCUCGGCAUCUAUUUCUGCCGUACUUUCUGGAACCGGGUCCGCUGUGGCGGCGGGCAGUGCCGCCGGGAAUGCUGCGGGUACGGGCGAAUCCCGUACGGUGACUGGAUCUGGCAUCGAGGCGGGCUCUGCGGCGGGCAGCGGCGGCAGUGGCGGCAGCUCCGCACCGGGGCUAGGGGACCUGCAGGCCCGCGCCCUCAUCUCCCUUGCCUCCACCCUGCUCGAGACGCUGCAGCUGCCCUCGGAGGCUCUGCUCGCACUGGACCUAGCCACCGGCCUCAGGCACUGGCCCUCACUCACCUCCGAAACCCGUACGGCACACGAGCUGACGUCAGCGCUGGCCCAGCAGGCGCUGCUGCUGCUCCUGCCGGGGGCAGGGGCCAGCAGUGCUGCCACUACCAGUGAUGGCACUGCGGGGGGUGCGGAGGGCGGCGGUAGGGCGGCUGCUGCGGCUGGCAGCAUGGAGGCGGCGGCGGGUGUGCUGCUGGCCGCGGGUGGGCCGGUGCUGCGGCUGAUGCGGGUUGGCGGCGGGGUGGGGUGGCGCGCGCGGCUGCUGGCGGCGCAGCUGCACCGGGCGAGGGGCGCGGAGGAGGAGGCCAUACGGUACUACCAGGACUACCUGGAUGUCGCCCGGCAGUGCGGCCAGCUGGCCCGUGUGCCGCUGCCCGUGUGGCUGCAGCUGGCGGGCUGCUACACGGCGCGGGGGCAGCACAAGUACGCAGCGCAGGUGUUGCUGGCGGGGGCGGCGGAGCAGCCUCGCUGCGCGGUGCUGUGGCGGGAGGCGGGCGUGAGCUUCGUGGAGGAGGGCGACCUGCCCGCUGCCGACAUGGCGCUGUCGGAGGCCAACGUGCUGGACCCGGAGGACCCGCGCGCCUGGGGCUGGUUGGCACUGGUGGCGGUGCGGGAGGGGCGGCAGGAUGACGCCGCCACCGCGCUGUCCUUCUCGCUGCGCUGCGGCCUGGCUGACGCGGCGCUGCUGCUGCGGCUGGCGGAGCAGUACCGCGUGCGGGGGCAGCUGCGGGCGGAGCAGGGGGUGCUGCAGGAGGUUGCCUCCCGGCUGCUGCCCCGCAGCUGCCCGGCGCGUUGUGCGCUGGCCCGCUGCCUGCUGGCUCAGCGCAUGGGGGCGGAGGCGGCGGAGCAGCUGGCGGUGGCGGGCGGGCUGGCGGAGGGUGAGGAGCAGGCGGCGGAGGUGGCGGGGCUGGUGGCGCAGAUGAGGGGGCUGUGAGAGGGGGAGGGGAGAUGGAGGAAGGCCAAGGUGGUAAGGAGGUAAUGAGGCAAACCUGGGCGUAUGGCGUUGCAUGUCGUGUCAGGUCGCGUGGACACUGUCGUGCUACGGAGGUAAGGCCUGCGCGUAUCAAUAAUACAGCCGUGUGUGCGGUCUUGGAGCUGUGGGGCCCGGAGGAAUUUCAUGAUGCCGGUUGCGACGAAGGGGUCCUCAUCCUGUCAGAGUGUAACAUAGUGGGCUAC